UUCCCGUCCUUGAUAUUCCCAAAUAUAGAAGUGCCGCCGCUACCAUUAUCGGCGAUCAUCUGCCCCCCAAUCCCCCAUAGUCUUGUGUAGUAGAGGGCCUAGAGUGACACUGCAGCGAAAGCAGUAUAUAUAUACUUGGAUGGAGAACACCAAGUCAUCGUGGUUCCACGCGCAGGCAGCGGCAGCGGCAGCGGACCUGACGCUGGCGUUCGGGCCGGCAGGCUGGGAGGAGAACCGGGAGGCGGUAGCGCCGACAGCGCGCGUGAACGGCAAGGACGUGCGGCUGUUCCCGUGCCUCUUCUGCAACAAGACCUUCCUCAAGUCGCAGGCGCUCGGCGGCCACCAGAACGCGCACCGCAAGGACCGACUCGGCAGCUUCAGCGACCCAUACAUGUACAUGUACGGCCCCUACGGCGAAGGCCCCUUCCGCGGAACCGCCAUUGAUUCCGGCAGCGGCCGGUCCAUGAGCAACUCCGUCCUAUCGCACGGCGGUAGCCGCGUGUCGGCGCCGGCGGGCGUUGAUGCCAGGCCUGAGAGGUGGGGUAGCGCCGCUCCACGCUUUGCAGAGCACGCGCAGGCGCAGCUCCUUGUGGAUCCAGCCGCCGGCCAUGACGGCGCGGUGGAAAUGCUCAGCACGAGGGCCUCCGUUGCCAGUGCCGGUGAGGAGCUCGAGCUCGAGCUCCGCCUCUAGGAUUUCUGGGGCACCAGCACCAUGCGUCUACUUGCACAGGUUUCAAUCGAUGGAUGUUCCGAUAUAUAUUGCGCAUAUCAGCGGUAUUGGCGGCGAGCCUGCAGUCCGUCGUUGCAUCGUUUACCGGGAGGGAGAGCUCUCCAUGCCUCGCCGUUAUUUUGUUGUUAUUUUGCAUUGAGUGCUUUCUUGUUGCUCGCGUGGUUAAUAGAACUUCCUGAAAGAAAUUGUUAAUACUGUUUCACGUAUAGCAGUAUCCAGAAUCCGGACGACUAUCGGGCAUCAGUAGCGGUAAUUACUGACGAUUGUCUAAGGUUGAUGAGUUCUUUCGGCAAGGCGAUGAUAGAUCAUUGUGUGCCUGAUGUAAACGAGUGUGCUCGUACUAUUGCACGUUUUAGCUUUUUGGAUCAGGAAUCAAGGGUGUGGCACGAUAAACCCUCUGAUCUCCCGAUUCCGCUUAUUGUAAAGGAUAUGGUUAUUAAUUAAAUAAUGUUGUCAAAGUUGAAAAAAUAAACGGAAGUGUUAAUAUGGAGUUUUGGACUCCA
Molecule: messenger RNA, 1233 nt
Organism: Triticum aestivum (bread wheat)
Lineage: Eukaryota; Viridiplantae; Streptophyta; Magnoliopsida; Poales; Poaceae
Product: zinc finger protein 7-like
Exons: 2
Coding region: 140-691 (183 amino acids)
Molecular function (GO): DNA-binding transcription factor activity
Source: RefSeq, a predicted model, not a curated record